Messenger RNA from Clupea harengus (Atlantic herring), 10328 nucleotides. It is a transcript of the gene unc13a, whose product is annotated as unc-13 homolog A (C. elegans). The record is from RefSeq and is a predicted model, not a curated record. NCBI's taxonomy places the organism in Eukaryota, Metazoa, Chordata, Actinopteri, Clupeiformes, Clupeidae. Gene Ontology annotation, cellular component: terminal bouton; presynaptic membrane; plasma membrane. The transcript has 44 exons. Gene Ontology annotation, biological process: dense core granule priming; synaptic transmission, glutamatergic; presynaptic dense core vesicle exocytosis. Gene Ontology annotation, molecular function: calcium ion binding; phospholipid binding; diacylglycerol binding. Bases 1280 to 6703 code for a protein of 1807 amino acids.
GCAUGGGACUAUUAGCUUCCACCAGAGGGCAUCUAAUUUGCAAAUGACCUUUCAGUUUUAAUUAAUGAGAAAUCCCACCAUGGUAGGGAUUCCCAUAGUCCUCCGUGUGCAGUUCUGAUUAUAAUUAUAAUUAUUAUUGUUGUUGUUGUUAUUUUAAUCACACUAAGAUGGUAAAGCUGUUUUGAGAAUGCAUUUGGCUUGUAGUUUCCUCAGUAAGGACCAAUACAAUUUCCAUUCUAGUGGCAAGGGGGUAUUUUGUCCCACCUUACUUGAAUUAUUACAGAUAUGUGUUGACUUUGUAUGACUGAUAAUUUUAAAGAAUAAUUUCGUUGUGUCGUGGCAACAUACAGGAGGAUAAUUUCCCACUAGAGGGCAGUGUCUUUCAAGUAAAUGUAAAAGAUCUCUCAAAUUUGCCAUCUUCGUGACAGAUUCAGGAAACUGUCUGAGCAGUUAAGUCCACGAUAAUGUUUGAAAUUCAUAGUAACCCUAAGAAACAACUGGUUAUUUCAGACUAAAGGUGACCCAGAUUCCGAACACAGGCCUACAGUAGGUUGGUUGGAAAGACAUAUUUCUACUUGCCUACGACGAAUAAUGCAAAGCUGAUGCAUUCAGCACUGUUCUAUGGCUAAGCAUGUUUAUUAUAACAUAGCCUAGCAUAUAAUGCAUUCAAACUGAUACAGCGAUGUUAAUAGGCCCAUAACUGACAGUCAGUCCAUCAGAUUAGAUCAGAAUAGCAGAUGCCCUAGGCUUUUAUGAUAUAGUUCCACCCCCUUAUACUAAAUAUUAUGCGUUUUUAUUUAGCCUUGAAAAAUUAGUAUGUUUCAAUGUACAGGUGCGUUUUCUGCAGGUAGUCGAACAGGUUUAAAGGCCACACAGGGAGAGGCUUCUUCAGUCAGCUGUUUCAAGCAGAGCUCUGCCGUUCAUCUUUAACGUGACGUCACGUUUGUAACUGUCCUUACAACGGCGGUGCUGAACAAGAUGGCUGUAGCUCGGCUCGCGGAAAGCUGAAAAGGGAGCUAGUAAUCAAAUGUUUGUCCAAAUAACAGAGUCAGGGAGAGCGACGAAAAAGAGAGACACUGCCCAAUAGACAAGCUGUAUUAUUUUCCUCGGUGUGUGUUUUUUGCUCUUGUUUAGCCAAGAAUUGCACAAGCCAGCAUCAGCCCCCAAGCGCUCUUCGGUAAAUCUUUGGGAACCAAUAUUGCUCUGAUAAUACAUCCCCAAUUCAGACAACGGUUUGCCGGGAGUGGACAUCCUUCAGAACUCGUUGUCAUUGAAAGAGAUGUCACUGCUGUGUGUUGGAGUGAAGAAAGCCAAGCUUGAUGGACCUCAAGAAAAAUUCAACACCUACGUGACGCUGAAGGUGCAGAAUGUCAAGAGCACCACCAUUGCCGUGCGUGGCAGCCAGCCAUGUUGGGAGCAGGACUUCAUGUUUGAGAUCAACCGUUUGGACCUGGGCCUGACGGUUGAAAUAUGGGACAAAGGGCUGAUCUGGGACACCAUGGUGGGCACCCUGUGGGUUCCUCUCCGCAGCAUUCGCCAGUCCAACGAGGAGGGCCCGGGGCAGUGGCUGACCUUGGACUCCCAGGUGAUCAUGGCAGAAAAUGAGAUCUGCGGCACCAAAGACCCUACAUUCCACCGUGUUCUCCUGGACACGCGCUUCGAACUGCCACUAGACAUUCCAGAGGAGGAGGCUCGCUACUGGGCCAAAAAACUGGAGCAGCUCAAUGCCAUGAGGGACCAGGAUUACACGUACCAGGAAACACACGAGAAACCACUGACGGCGCCGGGGACUCAGUGCUGCAACUGGAGUCUAUGGGGAGACCAACAGACUGAUGAUCCAGACAGCGCCGUGGACGACAGAGACAGCGACUAUCGCAGUGAGACCAGCAACAGCAUGCCGCCUCCCUUCUACACGACGUCCCAGCCCAACGCCUCGAUGCACCAGUACCCCAUCCGACACUCCUACCACGGCUCGACCUGCACCGACAUACAGGACUUAGACUACGACAAUCAGAGAGCCAUGAGCCCCACGGGUAGCAGCCGGUACGCCUCCUCGGGGGAGCUGAGCCGCGGCAGCUCCCAGCUCAGCGAGGAGUUCGGCCCCGAGUUCGGCCCCGAGGACGGCGAGAGCUUCCGCGGCUCGGAGUUCUACGACGAGAACGACUCGUACCACUCGUGCCACUCGUCCGUCAGCGGCGGCAAAGACUCGGCGGUCUGGGACCCCGAGGAGGGGGAGGAGGAGGGGGGGCCGCCGGUGGAGGAGGUGUACAGCGACGAGGGCAGCUACGUGAAGGACGGGGGCGAGGAGGGCGCGCUGUACGACGCGGAGGAGCCCGGCGGGGGGAGCUACAACUACGAGGAGCCCGCCGAGGAUGAGUACCGCUAUGAAGACGAAGAGGAGAUGCCCUUCGAGGAGGACGAGAUGUACCCGCUGGACGGCACACUCAGCGAGGACCAGGAGCCGCCAUACACACCCACCCCCACCAGCACGGCCCCCACGCUGGCCCCCGCCGACUCCCUGGCCCCCUCGGCCCGGCCCCCCCUGGAGAAACAGGCCUCACUUCGCCAGGGCCAGCCCCCACAGGCCCAGCCACCAUUCCAGGGCCUUGGGGUCCAGAGCCAGACCCCGGUGCUGGAGCCGUACCAGGACACCUUUGCCAAAGCGCCCCUUCCCUCCUCCUCGCUCCAGCUGCCGGGGCCAGAGGCCCAGCCCUUUGCCCCCUCUGUCCUGCCCUCAGAGCCAGCGGUCAAGCCUCUGCCCAUAGACGAGCUCCUCGCCAUGGACGACCCCGAGCCCUUCAUCGAGAUGCCCCCUACUGCCCUGCCCGAAAAGACCAGUACCCCACCCGAAAGUACAGAACCCUCUCCCGACAGUGCACCAGUGGCUGAGGAGCCUCAGGCCCCAAUGCCCAAGCGCAACCCCAAAGAGAACUGGCUACGGAUCUUCAGUAAGGUCCGCCUGCAGCUGCAACAGGCCCGAGGCGAGACCACUGGCAUCCAGUCUUUAUGUAUACAGGCAGGGCUUGGUGGUGCUCUGUACAGCAUAGACAGCAUGCCCGACCUACGCAAGAGGAAAGCCAUGCCGCUUGUCAGGGAUCUGGCUAUGUCUCUGGUUCAGAACCAGCGCAAGGCUGGGAUAACAUCGGUGAUGGCCUCGAGCACGCUGAACAACGAAGAACUGAAGAGUCACGUGUACAAGAAGACCCUGCAGGCCCUCAUCUACCCCAUCUCCUGCACUACGCCGCACAACUUCGAGGUGUGGACCGCCACCACGCCCACCUACUGCUACGAGUGCGAGGGCCUGCUGUGGGGCAUCGCCCGCCAGGGCAUGCGCUGCACCGAGUGCGGGGUCAAGUGUCACGAGAAGUGCCAGGACCUGCUCAACGCCGACUGUCUGCAGAGAGCUGCAGAGAAAAACUCCAAGCAUGGUGCCGAGGACCGUAACCAGAACAUCAUUAUGGUUCUGAAGGACCGCAUGAAGAUCCGCGAGCGGAACAAACCGGAGAUCUUCGAACUGAUCCAGGACGUGUUUGGAACGCUCAAGUCCAUUCACGUGACCCACAUGAAGCAGAUCAAACAGAGCGUCCUCGACGGCACAUCCAAAUGGUCGGCCAAGAUCAGCAUCACAGUGCUAUGCGCUCAGGGCCUUCAGGCCAAAGAUAAGACAGGAUCCAGUGACCCGUAUGUCACAGUGCAGGUUGGCAAGACCAAGAAGAGAACCAAGACCAUCUAUGGGAAUCUCAACCCUGUAUGGGAGGAGAACUUCAACUUUGAGUGCCACAACUCGUCCGAUCGUAUCAAGGUGAGAGUUUGGGAUGAGGACGACGACAUCAAAUCACGCGUGAAGCAGAAGUUUAAGAGGGAGUCCGAUGACUUCUUGGGUCAGACCAUCAUCGAGGUGCGAACCCUCAGUGGAGAGAUGGACGUCUGGUACAACCUCGACAAGCGUACGGACAAGUCAGCAGUGUCCGGAGCCAUCCGCAUGCACAUCAGUGUGGAGAUCAAGGGAGAGGAGACCGUGGCCCCCUAUCAUGUGCAAUACACGUGCCUGCAUGAGAAUCUCUUCCACUACGUCACAGACCUCCAGAACAGCGGGGUGGUCAAGAUCCCCGAUGCUAAGGGGGAUGACGCGUGGAAAGUCUACUAUGAGGAGACACCACAGGAGAUUGUGGACGAGUUCGCCAUGCGUUAUGGCGUAGAGUCCAUCUAUCAGGCCAUGACACAUUUCGCCUGCCUCUCGUCGAAGUACAUGUGCCCCGGUGUCCCGGCGGUGAUGAGCACCCUGCUGGCCAACAUCAACGCCUACUACGCCCACACCACCCAGGCCACCAACAACGUCUCCGCCUCUGACCGCUUCGCCGCCUCCAACUUUGGGAAAGAACGGUUUGUGAAGCUCCUGGACCAACUGCACAAUUCCCUGAGGAUUGACCUCUCCAUGUAUCGGAAUAACUUCCCUGCCAGCAGCCCCGAGAGACUACAGGAUCUGAAGUCCACUGUCGAUCUGCUGACCAGUAUCACUUUCUUCAGGAUGAAGGUCCAGGAGCUGCAGAGUCCCCCCAGGGCCAGUCAGGUGGUGAAGGACUGUGUGAAGGCCUGCCUCAACUCCACCUACGAGUACAUCUUCAACAACUGCCACGAGCUCUACAGCCGCGAGUACCAGACCGACCCGGCAAAGAAAGGAGAGGUUCCCCCCGAGGAGCAAGGCCCCAGCAUCAAGAAUCUGGACUUCUGGUCCAAAUUCAUCACCCUGAUCGUGUCCAUUAUUGAAGAGGACAAGAACUCGUACACCCCCUGCCUUAACCAGUUUCCUCAAGAGCUGAAUGUGGGCAAGAUCAGUGCAGAGGUGAUGUGGAACCUUUUUGCCCAGGACAUGAAGUAUGCAAUGGAGGAACACGAGAAGAACCGCUUGUGUAAGAGUGCCGAUUACAUGAACCUGCACUUCAAAGUGAAGUGGCUGUACAACGAGUACUGCAAGGACCUGGCUUUCUUCAAGAGCCGGGUGCCCGAGUACCCAGCGUGGUUUGAGCCCUUUGUCAUCCAGUGGCUGGACGAGAACGAGGAGGUGUCUCGAGACUUCCUGCACGGCGCCCUGGAGAGGGACAAAAAGGACGGGUUCCAGGUGACGUCUGAGCACGCUCUGUUCUCCUGCUCCGUGGUGGACGUCUUCUCCCAGCUCAACCAGAGCUUCGAGAUCAUCAAGAAGCUGGAGUGUCCAGACCCGCAGAUCGUGGGCCACUACAUGAAGCGGUUCGCCAAGACUAUCAGCAACGUGCUGCUCUCCUACGCUGACUACAUUUCCAGAGUCUUCCCUGAUUAUGUUAACAAAGAAAAAGUGCCAUGCAUCCUGAUAAACAACAUUCAGCAGCUGCGUGUCCAGCUGGAGAAGAUGUUUGAAGCCAUGGGAGGCAAAGAUCUCAACGUGGAGUCCAGCGACUUCCUGAAGGAUCUGCAAGUGAAACUCAACAACGUGAUGGACGACCUGAGCAGGAUCUUUGCCACGGGCUUCCAGCCCCACAUUGAGGAGUGUGUGAAGCAGAUGGGCGAUAUCCUGGGCCAGGUGAAGGGAACGGGCAAUGUGCCAGCCAGCACCUGCAGCAGCGUGGCCGUGGACGCGGAUAACGUGCUGCAGCCCAUCAUGGAGUUCCUGGACAGCAAUCUAACUCUGUUCGCUAAGAUCUGUGAGAAGACGGUCCUGAAGCGCGUGCUGAAGGAGCUGUGGAAGCUGGUCAUGAACACAAUGGAGAAGACGAUCGUCCUGCCACCACUGACCGACACCACGAUGAUUGGCAAAAUGAAGCAGGCUUGUCACACCGACGGCACGCAGCUCAUCUUCAAUGCUGCCAAGGAGCUGGGUCAGCUCUCCAAACUAAAGGAGCACAUGGUUCGUGAGGAGGCCAAGGCACUGUCCCCUAAGCAGUGCGCCGUCAUCGAGCUGGCCUUGGACACCAUCAAGCAAUACUUCCAUGCCGGAGGCGUGGGUCUGAAGAAGACGUUCCUGGAGAAGAGCCCCGACCUGCUGUCGCUGCACUACGCUCUGUCCCUCUACACGCAGGCCACCGACAAACUGGUCAAGACGUUUGUGCAGUCGCAGAACGCGCAAGUCCACGGAGGGAGAGGGGUAAGGUACACCCCUAGCGAGGAUGUUUACCCAGAGAAGGGCUCUGGAGUGGACGAUGCCGUGGGAGAGGUCUCCAUCUCCGUCGAGGUGUUCACCCAUCCCAGCACAGGAGAGCAUAAAGUCACUGUUAAAGUUGUGGCAGCGAAUGACCUGCGGUGGCAGACCUCGGGGAUCUUUCGGCCCUUCGUGGAAGUCUACAUCAUUGGUCCGCACCUCAGCGACAAGAAGAGGAAAUACGCCACCAAGUCCAAGAACAACAGCUGGGCUCCAAAAUAUAAUGAAACUUUCACUUUUACCCUGAGCAGUGAGUCAGGCCCUGAGUGCUACGAGCUGCACUUCUGCGUGAAGGACUACUGCUUCGCGCGCGAGGACCGCACGGUGGGCAUGUCAGUGCUGCAGGUGAAAGACGUGGCGCCGCGGGGCAGCGUGGCGUGCUGGCUGCCGCUGGGCAAGCGCGUCAACAUGGACGAGACGGGCCUGACCGUGCUGCGCAUCCUGUCCCAGCGCAACAACGACGACGUCGCCAAGGAGUUCGUCAAGCUCAAGUCCGACCAGCGCUCGGCCGAGGAGGGCCGUGGUAGCUAAGAGGGAGGAGAGGAGAGGAGAGGAGAGGAGAAUCUCGUCUCCUGAUCUCGUCUGGAAGCAGGGAGCUGUGGAAAGUACACAAAAACACUGCCCUCUGGUUGUCUGAUGAUGCACUAAUGUCAGAACACGCACACACACACUGCACACACACACAUCCAUAUCCAUACACUGAACACACACAUACACACAAACACAGUCGACCACAGAUACACAUACACACAGACCAACAGGAAGCAUAAUGAACAACUCCUUCCCUCUCUUUGUACUGUGCCAUCUGGACCAUUGUGACUAAUAAAAUGAGCACAGUCCAGACGUUCCACACAAACAUUGCAGAUGGAUACGUAAAAAUGACAACUGCCAUAAUUGACUGCCCUUUGUAUUGUCCCAGCGCUUAGGGUCUCAGUGAACAUAGAGGAAUAUUCGUAUUACUUCCCAUAACCUCAUUAAGUACAUAUUGAGUUUUCUAAAGACUGAAAGUGAAACAUAUCUUCAAAUACAAAAGAGUUUAAUCAAAUCAGAGCUAUACGUAUAUACAAAGCAUAACUAUAUCAUUUAAAAAAAGAACGUAUUACACAUAAUGUUGAUCUUUUCUCUGUAAUAUAUCAAAUGUACUUCUUCAGGUGGUUUUUUAUUUUUAUUUUACUGUAGAGAAUCUGCUGUUACAAGCAAAGAUGUGCAAUUCGUGGAAGGUCGAGAUGAAGCAUGUAGUGCCAUUACUGUUCUCCUGUCCGUCCGUCCGUCCCCCCCCCCCCCCGUCUCCGUCUCCGUCUCAGAUUGUCCUAACAUGUCCCUAUCCCACAUGUCUCCUCAAGCCUGGACCAAGCCCUAGCGUGAUAUCUAUAUUUUUAUUGACUAUUUUUGAUAGUUUCCAGUUUCCCGUGAAGAAGUUCUAACCCUUGCCUCUAACCUUCCACCGCACAGUCUUCUCGCGGGAUCAGACCUCUGCCCUGAUUUAGCAAAGGUGUGUGGGUGUAGAGCUACCGUUCAGAAAACGUUCAAGCCAGUGUACAUUAGGUCUAUGGGCAAGGCAUGUAGCUUUUCUCAUUGGAAGUGCACAAUCGCUCAGGAGAUAGAUAUCGGAGAUAGAUAAAUAGUGGACAAUGCAUAGAUAUUUUCAUGUGGGACAUAUACACAAACAUUUAUUAAAUUGGGGUUAAAUUGGGGGCGCUUUUUUAGUUAUGCAAACUCUUAGAUAAAGCACAAGUGGACCAGUAAAUUGUAAAGCUGAUAGCUGCCAGUCUAAAACGGCUUAGACCAAAUAUCUAGGGCCGGGGAGGACUUAAGAACGACUUCACACGUAUGAGUUUUGAAGCUCCACUCCCUGCUUUUCUUGAGGAUUGAAGAUUUUAAAUUGGAGGGGGUAACAAAAAGGCUGUUCUAAUUACCAGAGACAGCUCCCUCAUGUAGGACAGCUAACCUGGAGUGACACGUUAGUGCUGGGCUUGUGUGAGCUCCGUGGAUUUAGUCAAAUGACCAACCUUCUUUAACCUCCUGUAAAAGCACACUGCCUACCUACCUGACGUCCCUCUGUCUGUCUCUGUGUGUAUAUGUGUCCGCUCAGAAUUCCCUGCAUGAAGAAGGGGGGUGCCUGCAAAGCACCAUAGUCCUGGAAGGAGACCUGGUUUACUAUGUGGACCAGGUCUCCACUCUUUUUCUAUACACCAGUGUUGCCUGUUUGUGAAAAAAAAAAAAAAUCAGCCAUGGUUGAUGAAGCAGAAUGCAACGGGAAGGGAAUGCUUUGGACUUUUGGUCUGUGUGUGUUUUUUUAACUAGUUUCAGAAAGUGUCUUUUACUUCAGUUGAAUGGUUGCGUGUUUGAGAGUAGCGAUUUGACUAAACAUUCCACAAUAUGCCCCUAUCGAGGGCUUAUACAAAAUGGUUUCCGAAGCGAAGUGUGCUCUCUGUGGGCUCGCAGUGCUGAGCUCUCGUCAGAUUUGGCAGAAUGUCGGCAAAGCAGCAGACGCCAGGAAGGAUGCAUUUUUUUAUUGUGUUGCCAUAGUGACCUCAGAUGGAUGGAUUUUAUUAAAGCUUUUCUCAGAAAUCCUUUCCUUCAAGGCGCCUUGAGCAUCCAUCAUCACUGUCUCUGAAAAUCUGUCCUUUGCGCCCCUGGCACCGGUCAGGAUGAGACACAGCAGAUCGACAGAUCUCUACAUUUAACACCCAAGAGUGGCUGCCUCUCUCUCUCCCCAUUAGGCUGAUGCUGGGUGGUUGCUUUUGCCCCGUGUUUUAAUAAGCAUGUCUGCGGUCACAGUGUGACAGAUGCACAGGUCCAGCAGAGCAGCGCAGAGCAGAGCAGAGCAGAGCAGAGCAGCGCAGAGCAUGUCGGAAAUAAUCUGUAGUAACAGCUCAUCACUCCUGCAGAAGCAAUCUGUUGGAUGCCUCCAAAAUCUCUUUAUCCCCGUUUCCCGGAGUGUCUGACAGCAUGAGUGCUCCAGGAAACGUGCCUGCCAUCGUCCCCGGAUGCCCGUUUGUACUUAACCGGUGGCACAGUGAGGGCGAGGUGGCAUGUGGCAGGCGUGAGGUGGCAGCUUGGAAAGCAUGGGAGGGUGGUGUUUUUUUUUUCUUCUUCUGUGACCUAGUGCCACGGCAUGGUCGAGGCUGUCGUCGUGGGGACUGACGUGUCUCUGUGUGCAUCAUAACCCCGUGGCUCCCUCUGCUUGAGCCAAAAUGGCAUCACUGGAGCAGACACAGGCCACUCUGGCCUCUGCCUCUGCCUCUGCCUCUGUUGGUCUGCUUCGAGGUAGCUGCCACAAACGAUUCAUCAAGGAUCUGAAGUUCGGCAAGUGGUGCGUCCCCCAAACGCACUUCAUGCAUUUAGCUAUUUCUCUUCAUAUAUGCGGCCAUCUUAACAUAGCUAUCUCAAGUCUAUGCAUCUAUUGAAUGAAAUUUACAUAUGUGUAGAGAUAAAAACAAAAAAAGUUCUGUAAUGUUUACAGUGUGAAAUAUUAUCAGCACAAACCAUUUGUUGUCUUGUAACCGCUUUUUGGAAAAUUGGCCAAAAUGUUUGGAGCUAUACAUGUAGCUGCUAUGUUUAUUUUAUAUUUAUUUUAUUUUAUUAUUCUAUUUUUAAUGUAUAUGUCAGGUGUGAAGGGUAAUUUGUGGUUACGGGUGUAGUAGUUUUAACCUGACACAAACUGUCUAUGAUGUGAGUGGCGAAAUCUGAUCCAGACUGCAGUAGGAACACAGAAGCACAAUUAAAAGGACACGGUAAAAGAAGGGUAAGACAUGACUUGCGUGUGCAAGAAAUGUAAUUGGUUCAUGCAAAAACACAGAAUCUGACUCCAAUCCUGUAUAUAAGAAGUGCAUGAUGGGAGAAAAAAGUCUCUCUUGUGCCAGCAUGUGUCUUUGAUGUUAUUUCCAAUUGUUGUAUUUGUUUAUUUGUAAUAUUGUUCCUAUUUCUUUUGAUCUUUGGGUAUUAUUUUGUAUUUUUCGAAGGCUUGUGAAUAUAUAAAUAUGUAUUACGGAUGUGUAGUGGUACAGGGUACUCGCAUGAGAGAGUUUUUAUACGAAGAUGUUUAUAAUUUUUUUUGUUUUUUUUAAAUGAUUGCUCUUAUUAGGGAUGGAGUUGAGAUGGGUUACCGCAUCUCUGUGUCUACUUCCAAUAAACAAUGUUUCAAAAGACAAAA